Geodia barretti is the source of this 135-nucleotide messenger RNA. The record is from the annotation of a GenBank genome assembly. NCBI's taxonomy places the organism in Eukaryota, Metazoa, Porifera, Demospongiae, Tetractinellida, Geodiidae.
CUCUGCCAUUUAGCACAGCACUUGACAACUUCGCCCUCGGUGACUGACAACACAAUACGAUAUUUUCAAGAGCAGUGUGUUGAAACAAAGGCAAAAAGACGACGAAGAGGGACAGCUACAGCGUGGCAUAUCCAC